CACAAUUCCCUUGUCAUUCCAGGACUGGAGCAAUUAGGCAACACAAGGCAAUAGUUGUGUUUGGUACGGCUGACUGCGUUUGUGCUCCCGCCGUACCCCACAGCCUUAUGGGUAAAAAGAGAGGAAGUAGAAUCUCUGCUCCUUCUCUCUGUCUGAUUUUUAUUCUUUGACGAUAGAAUCUGGUUCGAUUCCGUGUUCAUUUAAGCUAAAUAAAGUCGUUUAAAAAAUUUUUGUUGAAAUGUCUCGCAUUAAGCGUUUUAUUUUGAAAAACCACGACUUCCUCCCGGGCGUCAAUUAAUCCUCCGACUCAUUCUGUGUCAUGGUUUGACAAGGUCGUUUUCCUCCAAUCGCCAGAAUUAGCAGGUGUUUGGUCUCCUUUACCACCAACGAAGGCCACGCUCACACGGCUGCGAAGCGCGGACCGAGCACGAGAAAAAUCCACGGCUCCACGGUGUCGCCUGACGUCCGCCAUUGCUGUCGUUGUGCCGUUGAGCAGGACUGACCGCGGUGAAAGAUGCUUCUCUUUGCACCUCCUAACAGAAGAGAACUUGUUGACGCUCCCUGACCGGGGUGGACCAGCGGUUCUUCAGACAGGACGUCAUAUAAAAGUUCUCUACGAAAUACACAACACUGUAUCUGGGAAAUAACAACGGACCAACUUUAAACUGCAUCAGGAUUGGAAAUGAUCUCAGCAAAGGAUGUGAUUGGUUGGACCAGAUGUUUCCAUGACAUCAGAUUCUAAGGCCGGUCAGUGAAGACAAACCUUUCUGAUCUGGAGCAGCAGUCUUCAGAAGACGGUCGAGUCAUGACCUGGACCGUCCAACCCUCCGUCACGGUCAGGUAUGGACAAAGGAACCUCCUGGAACCUGAAGUACCAAGAACCAACUUUCACAGCACCACCUCGACCAGGGAUCUGGAACCAGACGAUGGAGCUGGAUGCAGACGAUAAGCGCCAUCGAACACGCUCCAAAGUGCCUGUGGAUCCAGCAUUAACAGAGCUUUUCAGUGUGUAUGGAUGCCCUUUGGCCAAGAGGAGAACGAGUCUAGACAGACAGAGCCUGGAACCGUCGCCCAAAAGGAGCACCUACCUCGAUGACAUGGACAACUCCACGAUGGAGGAGUGCUACGACACUGACGGAACUGAGGAGAUGGAUGACCGAGAGGAAGAGGAGGAAGAUGCUGUAGCCGAGGAGGAGGACGGAGAGGUGGAGGAGGACGAAGAGGAGGUGGAGGGCUAUAUGGACUACAACGUGGAGCAGAUGGAGAACGAAGAUGGGGAGGAGGAGAGAGGUGACGGGGAGGUAGAUGAGGACGAGGAGGAGGAGGAGGAGGAAGAAGUAGAGGUGGAGCAGGAAGAGGAGGAGGAGGAGGGCGAUGUUGAGAGGGUGGAUGGGGCGGCGGAAGAGGAGGAAGAGGAGGAGGAGGAGGAGGCCGUAGAGGACGUGGACUAUGAAGAAGGAGAAGACGAGGAUGGAGAUCAGAGUCAAGAACCAGAUGAAGAUCAGAUGAGCGGCGGCGAGGGCGACGGUGGAGGUGGCGGAGGCGAGUUCAAACCUGGGCCGGCGGCGGAGAAGGACAACAACAACAACGAUGAAUAUGAAAACUACGAUGAACUGGUGGCCAAAUCCCUCCUGAACCUGGGGAAGAUCGCCGAAGACGCCGCCAUCCGAGCCAUGACGGAGUCUGAGAUGAACAGCAACUCCUCUCACAGUGCUGAGGAAGAGGAGGACGAGGAGGAAGAAGAGGAGGAGGAAGAGGAAGAGGAGGAUGAGGAGGAAGAGGAGGAGGAGGAAGAAGAGGAAGAGGAGGAGGAAGAGGAGGAAGACGAGGAGGGGGACGUCGAUGAAACACAGAGGAGUGGCGUUGGUUUGGACGUGGACAGUGACGUGGUCCGGGAAACAGUGGACUCCCUCAAACUGCUGGCACAGGGACACGGUGCUGUGUUGUCCGACAACUUAGAGGGUCAGGACUUUGAGGGCGGUACUGCCGAGAACGGGGGCGAGGCUGACUCCGCCCACAACAGUGGAAACGCACACAACGGUGGUAACGGACAGCAUAAGACCACCGGUAACGGACAAACGGAGAACAGUGACGAGGAAGUGUGUCUAAGCAGUCUGGAGUGCCUACGGAACCAGUGCUUCGACUUGGCUCGGAAAUUAAGCGAAACAAAAUCCAGUGACCGGAACGGAGUACCCCAGGAAAAUCAUUUCUCGUGCGGAAAUCCCAAUCAGCAGCCGCAGCAUCACGGCUACCUGGAUUACCAUCACGGCCAAGACAACAGGCGGACGAUGGACAGAAACUACUCUGACAUGGACAAUCUAAUGAAGCUGGAGGAGCAGCUGAGCCCCCGCUCCAAAGCUUUUUCUAGUUGUGCGCAGGACGACCACUAUCACAUCAACCACCGGGACUUUGACGAGGACACCGCCUCGGUGACGUCGGACCGAUCGGAGGAAGUGUUUGACAUGACCAAGGGAAACCUGUCGCUGCUGGAGAAGGCCAUCGCGCUGGAGUCAGAGCGAGCCAAGGCCAUGAGCGACAAGAUGGCUGCCGAGGCGGUCAGGAGGGACGGCCUGAGGUACAACCACGAAGACCACGGCCUCAGGCACGGCUACGGCGUUGAGCGGAAAGCUCGCCUCCACGACGGCUUGAAGAAACCUUUCUACCAUAAAGAUGUGUCUCGCGUAGACAAAAAGGAAAGUCGGUGUCCGACGCCAGGCUGCGAUGGCACCGGUCACGUGACGGGGCUGUACCCACAUCAUCGAAGCCUGUCUGGGUGUCCACACAAGGACCGGGUCCCACCAGAAAUCGUGGCGAUGUAUGAGAAUGUUCUAAAGUGUCCUACGCCUGGCUGCACGGGACGCGGUCAUGUCAAUAGCAACAGAAACUCCCACAGAAGUCUGUCUGGAUGUCCCAUCGCUGCUGCUGAGAAACUGGCGAAAGCUCACGAAAAGCACCACAGCUGCAGCGGCCCCAAGUCCAACCAGGCGUCGGACAGAGUCCUGAGGCCAAUGUGCUUUGUCAAACAACUGGACUAUCCACAGUAUGGUUACAAGAACAAUGUCUCCACCAGCACGCCCCGCUCCAACCUGGCCAAGGAGCUGGAGAAGUACUCCAAGACCAGCUUCGACUACGGCGCCUUUGACGGCAGCAACAACCACCAAGUGUACGGGAAACGGGCCAUCGCACCCAAGAUGCACGGGCAGAGGGACACCUCACCCAAAGGAUACGACGCCAAACGUUACUGUAAGAACUCCAGCUCGGCCAGCAGCACCACCAGCACCUACGCCCCCAGCAGCAGCAGCAGCAACCUUAGCUGCGGGGGUGGAGGCGGUGGUGCCGGCGGAGGAGGAGGGGGCGGGGGCAGCAGCGCCAGCAGCACCUGCAGCAAAAGCAGCUUCGACUACAGCCACGACAUGGAGGCGGCCCACAUGGCGGCCACGGCCAUCCUGAACUUGUCCACCCGCUGCAGGGAGAUGCCCCACGGCUUGGACGGGAAGCCUCAGGACCUGUGCUCGCCGAGCCCUGGUCUGGAUGUUGAUGAGAAUGGGACCUUGGACCUGAGUAUGAGCAAGCGUCUGUGCAGCGGUGAUGCGGGGGGAGGAGACUCUGUGCUCACCCCCCUUGAGCCCAUGUCGCCCCAGAGGCAGGCCGCCCUGCUGGGCUCCCGCUGCUACGGCAUAGGAGACGCGCCGGACUGUUGGAACCUGCCGGUAGACUACACCAAGAUCAAGCACAUAGAUGAGGACGACAAAGAGGCGGACGACCUGGAUCCGUUCCACGACCUCCUGGACGAUCGCUCCUACUCCACAGAGGUCAACAUGUCCAGUCCUAAGGUCAAGUACCUGCAGUGUAAGGAGAGCAAGAAGGACCUGAUAACUCUCUCAGGUUGUCCUUUAGCCGAUAAAAGCAUUCGAAGCAUGCUGGCCAACAACGCGCAAGAGCUCAAGUGCCCGACACCAGGGUGCGAUGGUUCGGGUCAUAUCACUGGCAACUACGCUUCACACAGAAGUCUCUCAGGGUGUCCACGGGCCAGAAAAAGUGGGAUAAAGAUCAUCCACAGCAAAGAGAACAAGGAGGACCAAGAGCCCAUCAAGUGUCCAGUCCCGGGUUGUGACGGUCAGGGACACGUUACUGGGAAGUAUGCAUCGCACAGAAGUGCGUCGGGAUGUCCCGUAGCAGCCAAGAGACAGAAGGACGGUUAUCUAAAUGGCAUUCAGUUCACGUGGAAGUCCGGGAAGACGGAGGGAAUGUCCUGCCCCACGCCAGGCUGCGACGGCUCGGGUCACGUCAGCGGCAGCUUCCUGACACAUCGUAGUCUGUCUGGUUGUCCUCGCGCCACCUCCGCCAUGAGGAAAGCCAGGCUCUCCGGAGUGGAAAUGCUCACCAUAAAGCAGCAACGCACCAGCAACGGGCUGGAGCACGAAGACGAGAUCAAACAGCUGGAUGAAGAAAUCAAAGACUUGAGUGAAUCUAAUUCCCAGGUGGAAGCAGACAUGAUUAAACUGAGAACACAGAUUACAACAAUGGAGUCCAACCUGAAGUCCAUGGAGGAGGAAAACAAGAAACCACUGAUACACAAAGAGCCUCCGCUUCAGAACAACAGCUGCCUACAACUGCACCAGCAGGCUCCUCUGAGUGAGCAGAACUUUGACGCCUACGUGACCACUCUGACGGACAUGUACACAAAUCAAGACCAGUACCAGAGCCCAGAAAACAAAGCUCUGUUGGAAAACAUCAAGCAAGCCGUUCAAGGGAUCCAAGUGUAACCCUGCAGCAGAGGGAGGUCGCUGCCCCCCAGUGGCUGGACGUACUGGAUCACAUCCACUGGUCCACGAGCACUGAUGAUCCUGGCUCCUUAUGUUGGUGCACUAACUUAUAUAGUGUUAUAUAUUCUGAGUUCUGAGGUGUUAGGAUGAGGAAGAACUGAAGAUCCUUUCUCUACAUCUUAGUUUUCUUCUUCUUUUUUGGUCGGGUGGGGGGGCAGGUGGGGGGGUCUUGCUUUGAGGAAGAAAACAAAAGAGUAAAGUGCAAACAUCAUUUUUGAAGACUUUUCUACGUUUUCAUAUGAACUGACAGACAGUAGUGUCAUGUGAUGUUUCUAGCUGCUCAUGUAUGCACAUUUUAGUGUAUAUUCCUGAACGGGAAGCUAACGAUAUUGGACCGUGACUUCUUUUUAUGUUUGACAUGAAGAGUUUCAAAGGAAAAGAAAGGACAGUGAACUAACAAAAAAAAAAAAGAAAAGAAAAGAAAAAUCCACCAGAGUCAGAGUGGGAGGAGUUAUUUUUCUGCUCACUGUCUGAUUUUGGACUUUAUAAUUUCACAUCUUUCUUUCUUCUUCCUCUUUUUUCUUCUUCUUCUUGUGUGUGGAAUGUUCCGGAACAAGAACUGGUUUGCGAACUGCUUUAUAUUCUUCUCCAGAAAUGUUUUUUUCUUUUUGUUCUGUUUUUGUUUUUUUGAUGGGGAAAAAAAAACAAAAAACAAAAACACGAUGUGUACCUGUAGGGGGCAGCAUUUGUACCUGGUGCUGUAAAUGACUUCAGAAAGGAUUCUGAGCAGAUGUAUGUAUGAAUAUAUGUCUGAUCAGUGAUAUAGUAAACAUCAUCCCCCCGCGACCCCCCUCCCCCCCAUCUAGGACAGCUGUUUCCUAGUCAUUCGUUCACUGAGGAACACAUCAGUGCAUGUCGACAUGCUCAUCCUUGACUAAUGUCCAACAGAAAAACCACAGUGUGUAGAGACAAUGACCGCGUUCUGGCUUUUCUAGAAUCAAAUCUGCUCAAUCUCCAGACUGGUGUUGCUUAGAAGAGAAAUGUCUCAGCAAUAUAAUCAUGAAAUCAUGUGUUUAUAGUCGGUACAGGAGGCAAUCUGCAAAGGAAUAAAAAGGUUGGGUAUAUGCAAUUUCUUCUUUAUAAGCAUAGUGGGGAAACAGGAAUCUUUUUAAUAGAAUCUAUGUCAAAUAUGGAUUUUUUAUACAAAUCUUUUAAUACAAAAAUCUUUAAAAAUAAUAAUCAAAAAAAAAAAAAAAAAAGAAAAAGUAGGAGGGAACCUGGACAUUGUGAUUCAGAAGGGAAAGUAUAUGAGUUCCACUUUUUUUCUGUAGGAUUUUGCACAGGGACACCUUGGUUUCCAUGUUUUGAUGUUCUCACAGGAACUAAAAGCAGUACUCCAGCACCUAAAAGGAGGGUUUCCCAGGGGUUUUGUAAAGAGUAUUUAUAGAGUAUGACAGCGGGACUUACAGGGUCACUGUCCCCACUUAUGUGCCACUAGACUAUUUGCACUUGUCCUUGAAGAUAUUAUCCUGGUGUACGGCGGCGUGCAAUUUUCCCGGCGACCUCUUUGGCGCACGAUCGGAGCGACCGACUGCUCGGAGCCACUGCGGGUGUGGACUCAGUACCAGGGAGGGAGGAAGAACAGGGACUUGAAAUCAGAGAGAAGGAUGAUUAGAACCAUAGCAGUUAUACUGUAGGCUAUUAUGUCAAACAUUAAUAAUGGUCUUUCAUUUUUGAUAUGUUUUAGGAAGACCAUGUUACCCCCCCACCCCACCCCACCCCACCCCCCAGCAGCACUUUAUAUCUAAUCACUGUACAAAGGAGUAAAAUAGUCAAUCAAUCAAAGUUUUUUUUUUUUUUUUUUAAAGAUGAAGAAACUGAAGGUCAGGUGAAAUGUGACCUUCGUGGGGUGAUACAAUCCAGCCUGUAUGCCUGACUGUAUGCACCCCUCUGUUCUAUUGUCCUAGUUGUUAGCCAUCAUGUUCAGAAUUGGCCUUUUUGAGAGCUAAUGCAAAAGGUGCUGGUUGUUCACCUGACUGAAUCUCAUCUGUCGUACCUUCUGUCCUCUUCCAGGACUCUACUACCCAUCAUUCAUGACUGCAUUCGCCUUUUUCCACAGCAUCGUGUUUGCAGCUUUUUGCCAAUAUAGUAAUGCUUCGGUAGAGUAAUAGCUAGUGCAGUUUUCAAUGAAUCGUCAUAAUCAGUAACAAUGGCAGAGGGGUUUCAAAGCACAAACUGGCUGCUCGUCUGAUGUCGGUACUUCAAAACGGUACCAGAGCUAAAAAAAGAGGGAUCUGUGACUAUCUAUAAGGAACACAAGGAGGUUGUCAAGUAUUUAGAAUGCUGACUAUGAAUUAUUGUAAAUGAAUCUGAAUUGAUUAUUUUAUUUGAGCCAAUUCCUUUGGAGGUUGAUUUGAGGGACCGUUAACAAAGACUGGAUUUUGUAAAAACUCUUGUGCUCUCUGUGGAAC
This is a messenger RNA of Cynoglossus semilaevis (tongue sole), 7237 nucleotides long. It is a transcript of the gene myt1lb, whose product is annotated as myelin transcription factor 1-like, b. Gene Ontology annotation, biological process: regulation of transcription by RNA polymerase II. Bases 843 to 4766 code for a protein of 1307 amino acids. The record is from RefSeq and is a predicted model, not a curated record. The transcript is spliced from 25 exons. Gene Ontology annotation, cellular component: nucleus. Lineage: Eukaryota; Metazoa; Chordata; Actinopteri; Pleuronectiformes; Cynoglossidae. Gene Ontology annotation, molecular function: DNA-binding transcription factor activity, RNA polymerase II-specific; zinc ion binding; RNA polymerase II cis-regulatory region sequence-specific DNA binding.